This is a messenger RNA of Caenorhabditis sp. 36 PRJEB53466, 1821 nucleotides long. The record is from the annotation of a GenBank genome assembly. Lineage: Eukaryota; Metazoa; Nematoda; Chromadorea; Rhabditida; Rhabditidae.
AUGGAAGAUCACAGAGAGGAAAUGGCCGAAGAACGUCAGGAGGGACAAGGACAGCGUCAAUCCCUGGCGACGGCAAAAACAUACUUCACAAAAAUGGCCAACUUGGUCAAGGAGACGGUGAAGAAAGCUGAGUUGAUUUUGGCCGAGGAGCCAGAACCACGGCGCAUUAUUAUGCUCAAAAACCUAAACAAGAAGCUGAUAACGCAACUUGUCGACGUUUCCGGUUUCAAGGAAACGAUCGAACUCAAGGUUGAAGCGUCCGCCGUAUUGAAAGCGGAUAAGGCGAACAGCAUAAAGUUGAUUGAAGAGCACUGCGGAAAGCUGAGAUUCGCAGAGUUGCAGGAAAAGGUGGCGGCGGUGAUCGAGAAGGCGGAGCGGGCGAUCGCGGCCACUCCAAUUCCGGAAGGCGAGGAGACGCCAGAAGGAGAAGAAAGAGGCCAAUCGGAGACGGAGAGCAGUAAUGAGAAUCAGCUCACGAUCGGACAGGCUCAAAGGCGUAGGGUCGGCGAAAGUAACGGAGAGACAGAGGAGUUGAACGCCCAAACCGGUCGUGGCAGGAUCGGGGAUCAGGGUGAUCAGGUCUCGGAGGAAGCCAGGAGAAGAUUGCAGGCGGCGAGAUUGGCUCCAGAGACUCCGGAACCGACCCGGCAGAUGAGCCAACAAAAGUUGAAUGAGAUGCUCAUGCGGGAGAAUGAGAUCCUUCAAGAGCAAUUGUCGGAUGUCCAGGAGAUCCUUCAGGACAGACUGAGAGGCAGAGAGAGAGCCGCAGAGCCGAGCCCGUGGGGGGGAAACAGCAGAUCACCGAUUGAACCAUCCGGUGGCGCGCAGAACAUCUCCAUAAGAGACAUGAUCGAGUCAAUCGACAAGUUCUCAGGAGAAGACCCCGAUUUGUACCCCGAAUUCAUAAACCAAUUCGAUGAACAGGUACACCACAACGGGUUCUACACGGCGGCGACGAAGUACUGCAUUCUAAAAAAAUGUCUGACAGGAGAAGCACGGAAGUUGGUGACCACUACAACUUUCACGGAGGAGGACUAUCGGAAGACCAGAGAGCUCUUGGAAGCCACGUACGCGAAAGAUCGUGUACCGAAGCUCAUGAGAAAGUUCAAGGACUUACCGAUAGACCCGAACGAUUAUAUGAGAAUGGACACAGACAUAUCCAGGCACGUGGCAAUAGCCAACCAACUCAAUCAGAACGGGGUUCCGAUGGAUCACCCGCUCAUGAUCGAUGAGUUGAUAAAGAAGUUGCCAGUGGAUAUCAUGAGCCACGUAGUGAAAAGGACGAGAUCGUCAAGAAUGACAUUCCUCCAAGUGAUCAGUGCCAUCCGUGACAAGAUCGUGGAGAAAGGCUACGUGGAACAAGCCCGAGAAGACCACAAACGAAAAAUGGAGUUGGCAGAAAUCUGCGCGGUGGGAGACAACAGAAAGUCAGAGAGCGGCCGAAAAGGGUACGGAAACAGAGAAAGACCUGAGAGUUCGGCGGACAAUCGGAAGAGCGGGUGGAAAAAAAGGGGAAAAGAUGAGAGCAACCCAAAGCCGAAGGGGGAGACGGUGUGCAGAUUCUGCGGAUCAGAUCACUACACCGCCUUCUGCUCCAUGAGCAUGGACGAGAGAAAAAAGGUGGUGGAGGAAAAGAAGCUGUGUAGACAUUGCAUCUCGAAAUACCACCCCACCAAAAAAAUGCAAAUACCCCAAGAAGUGCUAUUUGUGCCAGGAGAUGCACAGCAUGUUCUUGUGUCCACUGAGGAGAAAAAUUGGAGCAACCAGAAAAGAACAAGACCCAGUUUUUUUCGUGAAAGCUCCUCCUCCUCCCGCCAAUAA